Molecule: messenger RNA, 462 nt
Organism: Peronospora matthiolae
Lineage: Eukaryota; Oomycota; Peronosporomycetes; Peronosporales; Peronosporaceae
Source: the annotation of a GenBank genome assembly
AUGGGACAUUCCAACCAGGAUGCUCUGGAUAAUACAAGGCAUGCCACGAACGGUAUUCCGGCUGUUGGUCAACCGCCCCAGUCUUUGUGCGGCGGAUGCAUGAAGGGAAAGCAAACGGUGGCUAAAUUUUCGCAUUGUUCCAGCUCGAAGACGUCGCGCGUUCUUGAGCUCGUCCACACGGAUAUGAUGGGACCAAUGAAUAAUCCUUCGAAAGGUGGUGCCAAGUAUGUCCUGACGUUCGUGGACGACUACUCGCGCUACGUUGUGGCCUAUUUCUUGAAAAAGAAGAGCGAGGUGGCCACUAAGCUUAGAGAGUUCAUGACUUUCUAUGAGAAUCAAUGGGGAGAGCGCAUGAAGUGUUUACGAUCGGAUAAUGGAACGGAGUUUGUGAACCAGAUAUGUAUGCUGAAUGGUAUCGUGCAUCAACGGACUGUCCCGUAUAGUCCUUGGCAGAACGGAUGA